GAGGGGCUGUGAUUUCAUCCAUGAUUUCGCCUGUUCUCCUUGCGAAGAAGAUGGACUGAAUACGGAAGCUCAGCAUUUCUGUAAUCAGUGCACAAAAUAUUACUGUGAUAACUGUGUUCCGGUUCACAACAAACUACAAAAGACACGCAGUGCUCGACCGGAAGGACAUGAAGAAAUGGGCGGCGGCACCAGAGGCGUUGGACGUACUGGAGAGAUGCGAGAUACAUCCCGGUAAAGCCGUGGAGCUCGUGUGUGUCGACCAUGACCAGCUGUGUUGUCAUGGGUGCGUCGCCGUGAAUCAAAGACAAUGCUCAUCGAUACAGCACAUUCCAGACGUCGCACAGGGCAUCCGGGAAGAUCCAAUGUUUACUCAACUACCACAGAAGGUAGCUGAUCUAAGAAAGCAAUUGGAAAAUAUGCAAGACGCCAGAAAGAAAAAUGGCGCCGCGUUGAGGAAAACUCGGGCUGUAAUUGUUGAUGAAAUAAGGACACUGCGAAAAAAGAUUAACGAAAUUCUUGACAGGAUGGAGAAAACAACUGUGCAAGAACUGGACGAUCUGAUAGCGAAACAAGUAAUGUCCAUACAGAAAGAUAUUGACUUGUGCACGCAAAUGGAUGAAGAUAUGAAGAGCUUGAUAGAUGCGAUCGAAAACGAAAAAAAAACUCUGGCGAACCCGCCUUGUACAUUGGAUGUAAGAAGUGUGAAGAUAAGCUUAAGGAGGCAAAAGAAGUUGUACAUAGAAUGUCAGCAGUUGAAACGUACAAUAUAACAUAUCAGCCCGACAAAGCAAUAGAGGAA
This is a messenger RNA of Mya arenaria, 799 nucleotides long. RefSeq lists its product as uncharacterized. The transcript is spliced from 2 exons. The record is from RefSeq and is a predicted model, not a curated record. Bases 168 to 770 code for a protein of 200 amino acids. NCBI's taxonomy places the organism in Eukaryota, Metazoa, Mollusca, Bivalvia, Myida, Myidae.